GUCAAUCCUUCGAGCCUCGAGAUUGGCGAAAAAAUCCUUCGUGAACUUCGGAUGACAGUCAUGGACCUCAUGUUGCACUCUAUCUCGAACAAAGCUUCCAUGCUACCUUGGAGGGAUGGUUUUUUUCGAAGCAAGGCCCUUGUGCAGUUUCUCAAUGUGUUGGACGCGCGAGCGAGCAACUUCGUGUCAUUUUAUGACCAAUGGCUAUCGAAAUAGUCACUGAUGAGGUUGACGCCGAGAUGGAGGCUGCUAAGGAUAUUUUUGCGCGGUUACGAGAAACUACUCCGUGGCUACGAUGCAUCGUUUUGUCAGCUAUGCAGACAGCACAAGCUGCAAAGGAGAACAAGAAGCAGAACAUCGAGACGGGCACUUGUAAAGUGCAUUGGGAGAUUUCAAUUGCGUCCCGAGUAGCGAGCGAUAAUGGUCCGUAUAGUCUGAGCGAGAGCAGCAGACAGGAGCAGACACAUAACUUCAUUGAUACCUCAUUAGAGAGGUUCGAAGCUGCAUUAUCCCAUCUCCCAGACAAUAUACCCCUAGGAAACCAAAGAUACAACUUCGAGCACUUCUCUCCAGAUCCUGUAAAGAUUGAAUUAUAUGGGACCUCGGAGGCAGCGGUCAAUCAUGAGCUUGAAGUGACCUCUGCACCUUGCCCAUUUGAGUACGAAGAACGUGGGCCUGGUCUCAUCGCUUCCAACGAGGAUUCGGAUAUACGGCUUGACGGUAGCGUCGAUCUCGUCGAUGAGGGUGACCCUGGAUAUCUGCGCUGCAGUAACCAGGUGUUUGUUGGUAGUGAGGAUGCUCGUCUAGAUGGCCCCGAGCUCCUGAACCUUCUCUCUGACAACUUGGCAAUCGAUAUGGAGGUUCAAAAUCAGUCGCGAACACCUGGGCCGUCUUCAGAGGUAGCUGAUGGUGGCCCUGUAGCCUGGAAGUUCAGCUUUUCUCAAACUCUGUAA
Suillus subalutaceus is the source of this 953-nucleotide messenger RNA. RefSeq lists its product as uncharacterized. The coding region runs from base 201 to 953 and encodes 250 amino acids. The transcript has 5 exons. NCBI's taxonomy places the organism in Eukaryota, Fungi, Basidiomycota, Agaricomycetes, Boletales, Suillaceae. The record is from RefSeq and is a predicted model, not a curated record.